Hevea brasiliensis (rubber tree) is the source of this 2400-nucleotide messenger RNA. RefSeq lists its product as uncharacterized. The record is from RefSeq and is a predicted model, not a curated record. Lineage: Eukaryota; Viridiplantae; Streptophyta; Magnoliopsida; Malpighiales; Euphorbiaceae. Bases 127 to 2148 code for a protein of 673 amino acids. The transcript is spliced from 15 exons.
CUAAGCAUUUGCCCCACCUGGAUUUUCGACUUCAGAAUAACGAACCUUUCAACUUCCAAGUUUCAACUAAACUCGCUGUUGCAUCUCACCAUCUCAACGAGGAAGAACUCUGAAAAAUUCCAAAUCAUGGCGACCACAAAGACGACAACGACGUCGUUGCUCCCGCCGACGCAGAGAUACGCUGCCGGAGCAUUGUUCGCAAUCGCUCUUCACCAAGCCCAAAUCCAUCAAACCCAACCGCUAGGCUUGCCUCCGCACGAUGAACCAACGGAAGGGGAGCGAAUCAGUAGUAGUAGCAGUAACAGUAGCGACUCAGUAUCCGAGGACCCUGAUCUCUGGGUCCACGAGAACUCAGCUCUGCUCCGCCCUGUUUUCAGAUUUCUAGAGGUUGAUUCUAAUGCGUGGCCCGGACUUGAGGAGACUGCCGGCUCUUCUCCGGCUAAGCAUCAUGUUGGAGCAUUCCUGAGUUUACUCUCUGAAGAUGGCGAUGAUGCUUCUUCUCAAAGUUCAGAUCAGGAACUUGCUUUGUCCAAGGCUGUUGAUGCUAUUGCACAAAACAUGGAAACAAAUGCUGAUUCUUACAAGUCUAAGAAGGAGAAGCAUAGGGAGUAUGAAAAUGAAUGUCGUGAAAAAUUAUCUGCUGGUGAGGUGCAAUCACACUCUGAAGCAGUGAAGAUGCCCUUAGAAACUGCAGAGGAGAGGGAUAAUGAUUUGGUUGGUGUCAACUGUGGACAUCACGGCUCUACCAGUAGAGUUGAUGAGAAACCCAUUGAAGAGGGAAAAAUGCUUAGUUAUCAUAGGAAAAUAACAGUUUUAUAUGAGCUUCUUUCAGCUUGUCUGGCAGAUAAACGUGGAGAUAAUACAAAAUGUGCCAGGCGAAGAAAGGGCUAUGAUGCUCGACAUCGUGUGGCUCUGAGGUUGCUGGCAACUUGGCUUGACAUCAAGUGGAUAAAAAUGGAAGCCAUUGAGACAAUGGUUGCUUGCUCUGCAAUGGCUAUAGCAAAGGAGGAAGAAUCAAAGCAAGAAGCAAGUCAAUCGGCUGAAAGCAAGUGGGCUAAAUGGAAGCGUGGUGGUAUAAUUGGUGCAGCUGCAAUAACUGGAGGAACCUUGUUGGCUAUUACUGGAGGAUUGGCAGCCCCAGCAAUUGCUGCAGGAUUUAGUGCUCUGGCUCCCACGUUGGGCACUCUUAUCCCUGUGAUUGGAGCGAGUGGAUUUGCGGCUGCUGCUACUGCUGCGGGAACAGUUGCUGGUUCUGUUGCUGUUGCUGCAUCAUUUGGAGCUGCUGGAGCUGGACUUGCAGGGACAAAAAUGGCUAGGAGAACUGGAAGUGUUGAUGAAUUUGAAUUCAAAGCUAUAGGGGAAAACCACAACCAAGGAAGACUAGCAGUUGAGAUCUUGGUCUCAGGUUUUGUAUUUGACAAGGAAGAUUUUACAAGGCCUUGGGAAGGACAAAAUGACAACUUAGAGAGGUAUGCGCUGCAGUGGGAAUCUAAAAAUCUUAUUGCAGUGAGUUCUGCUAUUCAAGAUUGGCUUACGUCAAGAAUUGCAUUCGAGUUAAUGAGGCAAGGUGCAAUGAUGACUGUGUUAAGCACGCUUUUGGCAGCAUUGGCCUGGCCAGCAACAUUACUUGCAGCUACUGAUUUUAUAGAUAGCAAAUGGACAAUUGCUGUUGACAGAUCGGAUAAAGCAGGAAAACUGCUAGCUGAAGUGUUAAUGAAAGGAUUGCAAGGGAACAGGCCUGUGACACUUGUGGGUUACUCGCUUGGAGCUCGAGUUAUUUUUAAGUGUCUUGAGACUUUGGCUGCUACUGAACAUCAUGCUGAAAUUGUAGAAAAAGUUAUUCUUCUUGGAGCGCCCAUCUCUAUUAAAGGCGAGAAGUGGGAAGCUGCAAGAAAGAUGGUGGCUGGGAGAUUUGUGAAUGCAUACUCCACAAAUGAUUGGACACUUGGAGUUGCUUUUCGUGCAAGUCUACUUUCUCAAGGAUUAGCUGGAAUUCAACCAAUCAAUGUUCCAGGGAUCGAGAAUAUUGAUAUUACUGAUAUUAUUGAAGGCCACUCUUCCUAUCUAUGGGCUACACAGCAGAUUUUGGAGCAGCUUGAAUUGGAUGUUUACUAUCCUGUUUUCAGAAGCACCGUUCACCAUGAGUAGAAAAUAUUUGGAAAAUUUGGUAUACUUCAAAUAUAAACUAGACUUGGAUUGAGAUUGCUUUAAAUUCUUGCAUCUCAUUGUGGGGGAAGUCGUGUUUCUGGUUGAGCGAAGUCAGCUUAGCAUGUUUAUGAUAGAGCUAACUCCGAUUUCUCAUGGUUCAAAUUUUCUUUCGUUUUAUUACAUAUUGUGAACGAACGGAUGCCUAUUAUUUGGUUUAUAUAAUUAUUUGUGUAUCUCAGCAUCAUUUUCUUA